Messenger RNA from Penicillium atrosanguineum, 654 nucleotides. RefSeq lists its product as uncharacterized. Bases 1 to 654 code for a protein of 217 amino acids. The transcript has a single exon. The record is from RefSeq and is a predicted model, not a curated record. Lineage: Eukaryota; Fungi; Ascomycota; Eurotiomycetes; Eurotiales; Aspergillaceae.
AUGCUCAGUCUCGCAAAUAUUGUGACAGGCCUUUUAGCCUUGUCAACACCCAUUGCCUCGCGUGCCUUGCACCGUCGCUCCAUCACUCCUCCGGCUGGAUGCCCAAUUCCAACCUGGACAGUCAACAACUUCCAAUGGUACAAUGGCUCGCAUUCUCUAGACUGUAUCCAUAACGAAGCCGACAUCAAUGCCAAAGGAUGUCUCUGCGGGAGCGGCUGGUGUGACCCUAACCCAGCGACCUGCAAUGGGUCAAUGGUGCCAGUCUGCUACACUGGCAUGCCUAACUAUCAGCCAUGGGGAUAUGGCCCACCGGAAACUCUGGACAUUGAUUUCGCCGAUGGCCUGGAAUGCCACGACCAGUACAUCGGAUAUCGCGUUCACGAUAUUGGUAACGGAGCUAGCAAUUGCGGAUAUGCCGAUCGAGGACUCGGACGUAUUGUCGCCUUCUACGGUACUUCAGACCUUGACAGCUCGAAAGGGCAUAUGGAUUAUACCCUUGGAAGUGGUCAUGCUCUGAACUGUGCUAAUGGAAGCUCCAUUACUUACUCUGGAAGUGUGGAUUUCCCGCUUACUUGUACUCAUGAUGCGUACUUUAAUGCUACGUGCACAGCGCCCGUCUUUACCAUUCCGGUUCUGAGCUAUCAAUGGGUUUGA